CUUUUCUUCUCUGGUUAUUAUACACGGAGCCACGUGAAAAGAAACGCGCGAACGAGUAGAUUUGGAGUAUUUUUCUAUUUUUUAAAUAUAAGUGGCUACUGUAAGUGUAAAUAUGAUUGCUGUAGAUACUUCAGCGAAGAUUGGCAAAUCUCCAAAAAAGCCCCAAGUAAUAGAGGAAUUCAUUGAUAGUGAUUCGGGCGAAUCUGUGGAUGAUAAUGACAGUAAUGCCAUUGAGUCAGGGGAUGAAGUAAACAGAAUGGAGAGUGCAGAUGAAGGAGCUGCUGAAGAUGUUGAUUUGGAUUCUGGUGAAGAGGGUGAUCAUUCAGAUUCAGAUAUUGAUUCGAACGAAGCACAGAAUGAUACUGAUAAAUCACAUGAAAAUCCUGGGUGGGCUGAUGCCAUGCAAAAAAUUCUUAGAACUAAAAAACCUAAAAGAAAGAAGACCAUCAUUUUGUCAAAAGCCAAAAAACUAUGCGAUAUUGUUUCAAAAAAUAAAAAUGAACAAGGUAUUGCCAUUAAAGGGGAUGAUGAAACUGUUAAACAAAAAGAACCAUCAGAAGGAUCCAAAAACAUUUUGAUCACCAAACAACAAGAGUUAGAACAUGCCAAACGAAAAAGAAGAGAAGCUGAUCUGGGUAUUCGAAUGAAACCAAAUGUCCUCGACAGAGACAGAGAGAGAACGCUACAAAAAAUUGCAAUGAAGUAUUAUGAUCAUUUACUAGGUGUAGUGCAAUUAUUUAAUGCAGUAAGACAACAACAAACAGAAAUAAAUAGACAAUUGGUGGAAGCUGGACCAUUGGAAAGAAAGCGUGAGAAAGUCUUAAAAAAUAUUGACAAAAGAGCAUUCUUAGAUGUGCUAAUGGGUAGCACGAGAAGUAUUCCAGUGGACAGUCCUGCUAAAAAUGAAAUGAAGAAGAAAGUUAUUACUACAGAGGAUGAAAAAGAGAAAGAGAAGAGUGACAAAGUGUGGAGCGUCCUGAGGGAUGACUUUACGAUGGGAGCAAAUUUGAAAGAUUGGGACAAAAAAGCACCGGAUGAGGAUGCAGAUUCCUCAGCCACCGAAGAGAUGGACAGCGACGAUUAAACUGUCUGCUUGGAAUUGCGUGAAGAUGGUUCCGUCUACUACGAGCAUCCUACCGUGAGGCAGAAGAAUUAUUGUAGGCGUCGCCACCAUCGCUUGAUCACUACUCCCAAAUCGAGGAUCCGGCUCAGGAUCUUCCAAACGGCAGCAGCAGUGCCUUCUGCAGAGCGAUCUGCAAAAUGGAGCACCCCAGCAACAGUAGGCGAAGAUGAAGCAGAGGACGGCGAGCAUCACUAACAGUGCUGCUACACCCUGGCCUUGUUGCGCUGCUGCCAGGCUUGGACCCCCAGCUACACCGACGCCGACCCCAAGGCCGAACGUGGCGCUGCUACCUCCACUGUUGCUGCUCAUUUCGCCUUUAACAGAUUAACAACAGGGUAUCAAGGGGUUGUGAAGUAUUAGUAUUACCAGGAUCUUUUUGUACAAAAAAGAUUGCUAGAUAUUCAAAAUGGUUUUUUUUUUGUAAAGGGACUUUGAUCCUAUAUUGUAUUAGUAUAUUAUCGAAUUUACGUCACGUUUGGAACAACUGCCAAUUUUUCUUGGCAUUUUGUAAGGAAAACGUUGCAGUAGCUUUUAUUUUGAUUUUUUAAUUUAAGGCUCGAUAUCUUAUUGUACAAUAGUAUAUACGCUUCACGAUUCUUAUUUUCAAGGUCGUUCAAUUGCGUCACACUUAUACACGUGCAACGAAUGCCAAUGCAAUUAAUUCAUUAGUAGAAUUAGAUUUUGUUGGAUAAGUAAUGUCUAAGUUGUAUCAUUCAUAAAUUCGGCUAAUAUCUAGUCAUGUGUUUCUGUGAGUGUAUAUAUAACGUAUAACAGUUUAUGGCAGAUGGCACCUUUGACCUCUAGUAUUGACUUUCCUAAGGUGUGCCCGGCCGCCAACCCACUAGAGAUUUACUAGUAAUCAGUUCUGAAAAUUUUUCAAAAUAAUUUACACGUUAAACCGAUUAUUAUUGGUACUUAAUUAAACAUAUAUCCACCUGUUA
This is a messenger RNA of Cephus cinctus (wheat stem sawfly), 2064 nucleotides long. RefSeq names its product RRP15-like protein. NCBI's taxonomy places the organism in Eukaryota, Metazoa, Arthropoda, Insecta, Hymenoptera, Cephidae. The coding region runs from base 113 to 1084 and encodes 323 amino acids. Gene Ontology annotation, biological process: maturation of LSU-rRNA; maturation of 5.8S rRNA. The record is from RefSeq and is a predicted model, not a curated record. The transcript is spliced from 5 exons. Gene Ontology annotation, cellular component: preribosome, large subunit precursor.